GAAUACAUGAGAUCGCACAGGUUCCAGGUCGUUCAGUCGCUGCGAGCUGAGGAUGUGGAAGGUUGUUGUUGUCGUGGCCGUUCUUGGAUGGGUAACGUGUUCUUUCGCGGUCACCCCCCACAUUCUCCCCCCUCUGAUCGAAACAGGUCCAGAGGCGGCGGUGAUUAUUGUUCCUGGGGCAUAUCUGAAGGGAGAAGCCUAUAUACCAUUAGGUACUCAGAUCCAACUGUCGGCAGCCCUGAGACUCUGGGUCGUCGUUCUCGGGGAGUUCCUCGAUGACCUUCCAAAUCCAGUAGAGCUGCCCAAGGGCAUAGCAAACGCGACUGCGCAGCUCCGGAAGCGCGGGAUGACCUCUGAUAACAUUUUCCUGGCUGGUCACAGUUUAGGAGGGGUCUUUGUUGGCGAGUAUGGAAAUUCCCACGCACAUGAGUUAAAGGGGAUCCUGCUGUUUGCGUCGUACAUCACCAAGGGGAAUGCUCUGUCGCAGUACCCUCUUCCUGUUCUCACUAUCUCCGGCGACCUGGACGGUAUGACCCGCAUCACCAGGAUCGCCGACACCUUCCAGGAGCUGAAAGGCGACGUCGCUCACAACGUCAGCGCCAUGUACCGCACUCCCGUCGUCGUCAUGCCUGGAAUAAACCACGGCCAGUUUGCGUCUGGUACAAUGCCUCCAAGCGUCCUCGAGAAGGACCUUGACCCGGAAGUGAACCUGACGACUGCGCACAAGGCAAUAGCUCGGCACUGCAACGACUUCAUGGUUGUUACUCUGCAGCAGCCUACAAGUCACGUGACAACUGCACAGGCGGCCUUGACCCAGGCGUAUAGGAACACCAGCAGCAUCAUGGAGCCUCUGCUUCAAAUGAAGACGCUGGACGAGAAUAAGCACUUGGUGUCCGGAUGGAGCGUCCAGGCACAGAAAAUCCUUGCUGGCAACGUGGGCACAACACUCAAGGUGGUCAACACCGUGUAUGACUCGGUGGACUUCGGUUCUUCGAAACCAAAGAUCAACAAGACGGGACAAGAUGAAGAAGUUGUCGACACCUACACCCACGUUGACCUUCCCUCCAACCCCCUGGACAUCUCCACCAACCUUGACUCUCCUCUACAACUCGAGGUUAAGAUGAAAUCACGUGACGCAAUUGUUCAAGCAACGACCUCUGGUGCCAGCACUGUUACAGACUCAGCCGGAAGUUGCAGGGAAAUUAACGAGGCCGCGACGAAACUGGCUGUUACUUCCUCCUCCCUCCGGGCACAGUAUCGGUAUCGCACUCGAGCUGUACGGCCGCUGGUCUUCAAGAACGACACCAAUCUCAAGACCGGACUAGAGUGGUUACCAUGGAAACUUCAGUUUACAGAAACGGAGCAUGCGCUUGAGGUGACAUCCGCUUCCUUGAUAACGCCUGUGGAUUUCGUGAUUUCGUCCUUGGCCGGGAUGUUCUAUUGCAAACUGUUGUCGCCAUAUCGCGCCAUGGAGUGGAUAUACGUCGACUCGCUCAGGAACCACACCCUGUGAUGUCGCUGUUGUCCUGUGAUGUGGCUGUUGUUCUGUGAUGUCGAUGUAGUUGACUAGAGACACAUCCCGCUUGUGUUCGGACAUGUCUCCAGCCACCGCCGAGUAGUCGAUUGAAAAACUGAAACAUGUACACCUGAGCCGUCUCAAUACAAUACAAUAUAUUG
Molecule: messenger RNA, 1677 nt
Organism: Haliotis rufescens (red abalone)
Lineage: Eukaryota; Metazoa; Mollusca; Gastropoda; Lepetellida; Haliotidae
Exons: 7
Coding region: 53-1513 (486 amino acids)
Molecular function (GO): hydrolase activity
Source: RefSeq, a predicted model, not a curated record